AAGAGAGCAAAAAAGAACGAAACAUACAACAGCCGGUGUUCGCCAGUGGUCACCCACCUGACUACUAAUCUGCCGGUUAGUGGCUUGUCUAUGGGGGAGCAGACGGGACCCCGAAUUUUCCACUACCUAUGGUCGUAUGUAUCUGUAUCAACAUUAGCUUAA
Trichoderma asperellum CBS 433.97 is the source of this 162-nucleotide messenger RNA. NCBI's taxonomy places the organism in Eukaryota, Fungi, Ascomycota, Sordariomycetes, Hypocreales, Hypocreaceae. The record is from RefSeq and is a predicted model, not a curated record.